AUGGCCCAGCAUGACGAGUGUGUAAAGCACGCUGUGGUAGCUUUGAGCGGCAGCUAUUUACUGGAUUAUAACUCGCAGCAAGGCCUUCGUGACCGCGUCAACUAUCAUUAUGAUCAAGCUAAACAUAUGAUAAGCGUUGCCCUAAGAAGCAGGCAAAACCAAGACAUUGGUCAAGGUGACAACCUUGUUGCUGCUAUCAUGUUGCUUCUAGUGGACGAUUGCGUGAAUUGGGAGUUGCGUAUAAAUAACGCCGAACCUAACUGGAUAUUGGCUGCGAGGCUAGCCAAGUCCAUACUUGACAACUCGGACCCUGGGUACAGAUACUGGCGGCCUGAUAACACCCAAUAUAGCGCUGCAAGACACGGCUAUGCGAAUUGGGUGGCUCUUGCAUGCAUUCUCAGCGAGCUUGUAACUCCAUUAGCAUCUCGAGGAAACCCGAAUGCGUAUGGUUGGCUCCUCGCAGGAACGCAAAAGGAAAGCUGGAAGAUCAACGGCGGUACUGGUCUUUGCCCCAAGUUACUUCAUAUAAUAUCACAAAUAACGUAUCUGUCUGUCUUGGUGAAGGAAGAUUCCUCCAUGGCGCCCAUCUAUGCAGCAAAAGUGAUCAGCAAAGGGCUGAAAACAUUCCACCAGUGGUCAGAACUUUCUGAUGGGUAUCCAAGUGCGGAAGAGCUGCUUCGAUCAUGCGACCUAGACAAAAAUGGAAAAGUACAGACAGCAACGAAAGUGACCGAGCUGACUGGAGAAACUUGGGUUGCCGCCGCCCAAAUAUACCUCCACUGCCGACUACGUAGAAAACCUCGCCAUCACCCAGAUGUCCAAAAAACAGCCAAGGUUUUAUGGAAAUGCGUCACCAUGAUGCCAUAUUCAGGAACGCUGUUCACGUCUCAGGCUCCCUUUUGUCCUAUUUUUAUUGCAUCCCUUGUCUCGAUAGAGAAGAAGGAUAGGAUGAUAGCCGAGGAGUGGUUCACAACCGUCGGACUGAAAGGAAAAUGUAGAUCAAGCGUUCCCCCGGUGUGGGCAGCAGUCCAGGCAAUGUGGACGUGGAUGGAUGGCGGUGGGGUUAGCCACGUCUUCGAUGAAGGUGUGCCAGUGCAUAAAAGACCCUCCUGGUGGGAAAGUAUGGUUGAUCAGCUCAUUGCAACAGUAGGUUAUGUUAGUUUAACAUAA
Messenger RNA from Trichophyton rubrum CBS 118892, 1170 nucleotides. RefSeq lists its product as uncharacterized. The transcript has 5 exons. Bases 1 to 1170 code for a protein of 389 amino acids. Lineage: Eukaryota; Fungi; Ascomycota; Eurotiomycetes; Onygenales; Arthrodermataceae. Gene Ontology annotation, cellular component: nucleus. Gene Ontology annotation, molecular function: DNA-binding transcription factor activity; transcription cis-regulatory region binding. Gene Ontology annotation, biological process: positive regulation of transcription by RNA polymerase II. The record is from RefSeq and is a predicted model, not a curated record.